Messenger RNA from Mercurialis annua (annual mercury), 1989 nucleotides. RefSeq lists its product as uncharacterized. The record is from RefSeq and is a predicted model, not a curated record. The transcript has 7 exons. Lineage: Eukaryota; Viridiplantae; Streptophyta; Magnoliopsida; Malpighiales; Euphorbiaceae. Bases 111 to 1544 code for a protein of 477 amino acids.
AAUUUAAAAUUAAUACCGUUCAAAAUCCCAAAACUUCUAGUGCAAUAAAAAAAAUAAAAAUUAUCACCAAUAUUAUUGAAUUCGAAUACAAAAAUUUCUACAGUCUAGCUAUGGAAGAAGACUCCGAUCUCCAGUUCAGCUUAGUUCCGCCUUCACUAGUCUCUCUCUCUCCUUUUUCUCCCAUUCCGACGCCGUCCUCUCGCCGUCUUUCGAGCCACUUUACUCCGAGCCGGGCUGUCCCGUCGGCUCGUAGACUGGCUUGGGUGUCUUUGCAAGGACGGCUUGUUCAUGCAGAAGAAGCCAGCUCGGCUAAAGCCAUUGGAGGUGGCUUGGGCCGAGAGGAAACUCUAGCUUGGGAGCUGUUUAGUCCCGUUCAAAGAAUUCUCAUUGUUGCAGUGAUCGGAGUUGCUGUUGCGGAUUCCAAAAAGAAUCGGAUUAUUUCUCAGCUCAAGAAAUCAGUGGAGCUUAGGGAUCAUGUGCUAUCAAGUAUGCAGCAGAAGCUAGAUGAUCUAUGUGAGCAGCUGAAUACCAUUAAGACAAAACCUGAGACCAAUACAUCAUUAAACAAGAAUGUAGAAUCAUUAUAUACUGAUCCCUUUGGCUGUGACAAAAUUACAUUUGUUGACUGUGGUUGUUGGCACUGUGAUCAUCACCAGAACCUUUUUGCUGAUCUAAUGGAUAACUCUGCGGUGAAAGUGUCUAGAGGGGAUGAAAUGUUGCAGUACAAGAAUCCUUUAGUAAAUGAGGCGGAACAAGAAGAGCGACGUAUGUCAGAUCUAUCGGAUUGGGCUUCCAGUGUUACCUCUGCUGCAGAUAUUCAGAUGAACGUAGCUGCAGUAGACUGCGAUAUCUACAAUCUCAAGAGAGAGUGCGAAGAGAAGGAUGCCGCCAUAAAGGAGCUGACUGUAGUUCUACAGUCGAGUAAUAUGGCAUGUUCAAAGAGAAAUGCGGAGCUGGAAGACAUUAUACGCAGGAAGAACUCAAUGAUUUCGAAACUUAAGAGGGACACACUAGUAUUGGAACAAAAGUUGGUGCACCUCACAAGGCUCCGGAGACCAUCCUCCUCUUUGUCUGUCACAGAAAGUUUGCAGCUUCCGCUUAUGGUGGAAAACAUUGUUUAUGAUAUGGACAAUAGUACUAGCGCUUCUUCAUCCGAUUCAGAUUCUUCUCCUGCGAAUAAAUCAUCAACUCCCAUUGUCAAAGACCGGGAGAGCCCUAGUACUAGUGACCCGUCCUCUUCAAAUUCCGAUAUCUCUCACGAUCAUCAAGCUCAGAAGAUACAUCUUCAGACAAGUGACAUUGCUCCACCAACAAACAGAAAAUCAGCACCAGCAAAGUCCUUCAGUUCGCUGGGAAGAUUCUCCGCACGGCAAACAGAGACUAGUUCAGCAAGUCCCCUCAAAGAGAUAUCAACAAAUGAAAAGUCCGGUAGACUUGGUUCCUUAAGAUCCAAGCAACUGUCAUCUAGUGGAGAGUUGAAGAAGAGCAGAAGGCGGGCUCAAAUUGUCUCUAAUGAUUCAGCUUCUAAGAAGAGAUGGUCCUAGCAGGUGUACCUCCUGAACUUAUCGCGCAACGAUUGGUCCAUAAUAUUAUUCGAAACAUCAUCUAUUCAGCCAUUAUCAUGAGGUACAUGAGUUGAUAACAAUCAUGGUUAUUGGUUGUUUAGCUUUCUGCAUAUGCACACUGACUGAAGUUUAGACAGAAGCAAAUGUAUGUUCAUUACAACAAGCUAUUAGAGCGCUCCCCUGAUAAUGGCGUCCUUGCGCCUGGCCGGACGAUAUGUAGGAGUAGAUCAUGUAGUAAGAACAGUUCUUUAAUUUAUAUAUUAUACUUAAAUGAAAUUGCAGAACUAGAAGAGUGGUUCUGACCGGAUCCAGAUUUAGUUUGAGCAAAUGGACAAUCUAGGCCUCGAACUUGUAUGUCGGGAUCAAAUGAAUCACUUUCAAAUUUUUUAGUCAAUUAGUCCCAGACUCUCUUAAUUUUGGUCAA